UUUUAUCUUUAAUUUAUAGGGUUGUACAUGUGAAGCAUUGUUGCUUUUUCUUUUCUAGAAAAUUUUUGCAGGGCUCAUCAGCCAAAUAAACAUUGGCCCCACGACUGGUGGAAACCGUAAUACUCAACGGCUAGUAAUUUUGACCGUUGCGCCCGUCUCCAGUUCAAUAUCCAAUCUAAAGCUCUCAGCUCAGCACUUAAACAGAACUUGAGUAACGGUUCAAUUCAAACUCCCAUCACUUCCUCUCCCCCAGCUUCUGAAGAGUGUUCAAAAGGAAAGCAGCAGCAGCAACAGCAAUGGCGUAUGUUUACAAGCCUAUGUAUUACUCUUCUUUCCAAGACACGAUCGCCUCCCUCUGCAAGUCCAUCCUCCCCUUCUCCUUUAAGAGUCGCCUUCUCCAAGCGGAUCAGAAGCAGGCAAAGCGCCAUGCCGAAAACCUUAAGUGGCAGCAAGACUCCUUCCACCGCAUUCUGCACCUCAUCGGCCUCCACAACGAAGGUAUGGUGCCUGAGGCUGAAGUCGCUGCCUUCAGAUCCAACCUCCUGGACACUCUUAUCGCUUCCCCUGCUGAUCUGGAGCUCCCCAACAUUAUACGAGACAAACUCUUAUUCUUGCAGGAACUUUUGUUUGCCAAGUGCAUUUCCUCGGAGGAGUACCAUUCCUCAAAGAGGCCUCUUUUACAAAGGCUUGCAGCUCAAGGAAUUGAGAUUGAUUGCAGGGAUGUUAUCGUUGGGGCUCCACCAUUGUUGAAGAACACUGAGGAAGAAUGGUCUGAUAUUGAUCUCAAUGAUCAAGAGCCACCAGAAGCUUCUGAGAAGGUUAAAGAGAAAACUCAUUGGAACUUGCCGUGGAGAGGGAAAGUGAAGAAAGAAGGAUCAAAUACCAAGAAGAAGAAAGAUGGAAAUGGCGAGAGCUGUUCGAUACUUAUGCCACAGAGCACGCCGUUGAUUUCAUCUACCAAGUAUGAAAAUAAUAAAAGAAAGCCGUUUCAAGCUUUGUUUCAAAAGGAGAAGCAAGAUGAAGAAAGUGAAAGCAAAAAUCUUGCUCAAGAUUGUAAUGAGAGAGGAGUGAAGGCCACAAAAAAGCCAUGGGGUUUCGAUGGCUUGAAGAAAUGGAAGAGAAGCAGCUGCGAGGAUGAUUCAAUGAAACCAUAUCUCUCUCCAGGAGAAAGAUCGGAUGAUGCUACUCUUUCAAACAAAUACAAGUUGGUCUCCAGCCCCAUAGGUGAAGGACCAGACACGAAGAGGAUCAAGAAACAGAUUCAUUCUGAUGGAUCUUCCUCUGAUUUCUUCAUAGACAAGGUUUUGGGGGAGAAUAUCAAGAAGGAGCUUUCUCGUAUCCAAUCAGAGCUGUCUGCAACAAAUCAAAAUAUGAAUUUCUCGGAUGACCAAAUUGAGGCAAUUUCGAUGAAGCUUCCUGUUGAUAAGGCUGAUUUGAACAAAUUCUUCCCAAAAUCAUGGUGCAGCACAUAUGGAGACAUUGUUCUUGAUGUUGUGAAGAAAGAGUUCAAGGAUCAUGUUGGAGAGAUGGAAAAUCUUAGAAAUGCUUCGAAGGCAAAACAUGAUAACUGUUUUGAAGGAAAUUGGGUAUCUUUCGAAGAUGAAAGCGAGAACUUUCACCCCAACCUCUUCUCUCAGAUUCAGUUAUCAUCGAAUCAACAAGGAGUAAAGGAUAACCCUUUCAUUGAAGUCCAAGAAGGUGUCAGUGCUAGCUAUUUUGAUGAUAACUAUCCUUUCAUCGAAGUCCAUAAUCCUUUUUUGCCUCCUAAGUGGGGUAACUGAGUAAUUGUGUUUUAGUAGAGAUCUCUGUCUGGGGAGAUUGCAAUUGUUGUUGAUUUGAGCGUGAGUUUCACAGAAGAAUUUGGGAGUGUGUUGUUUUCAGAACUGUUUGUUGUUAAUUUUACUGAGUUCAUUUUGGAUCUUGUGUGUUUAUCCAUUUUAUCUAAAUUUGAGGCUAAGCUCCUCAAUGGCAAAGAAGAUUGACCCCAAAAUAUUGACAUACAGAACGCCACAGCUUAAGCAUCAAAAUUUCACAACAUAAAUUCAUGCAUUUCUUCUUGGAAUCGUAGACGUUGAGCCAGGGGCGGAACCAGCCUUUCAUCGUAGGGGGGACAAAAUUUUCUUAUUAAUAGAUAAAUAUAAAAAAACAAAAAACAAAAUGAGGACAUAAUUCAAAGUGAAAUAUUGUAUUCCAAUAUGAUAGAAAAAUUGUAAAUCAUUACAAUUUUUUCAAUCUAUUUUGCUUUUUUUUAUAAUAUUGGAUUACAUCUUCAUUGGGAAUCAAAUCAAAUACAUCUUUUUCAAUGUAAGGCACAAGACAAUCGUUGAGCCAAUCAUCACUCAUCCUACUACACAAUCGAUGUUUUAUAAUUUUCAUUGCUGAAAAUGCUCUCUCAACUGUAGCAGUAGCAACUGGUAAAGUUAAUGCUAAAGUAAUAAGUCUGUAAACUAGAUGAUACACAUCAUUCUUCUUGAACUUAACAAUCUGCUUUGCAAGAUCAACAAUACUUCUUAAAGAGGAGAACUCUUCACUGGUCCGCAUAUCAAUAAUUUAAGUUUAUAAUUGAUUUUUAAGAGCAACAAUCUCAAUUAUAGAAAGAUCACUUGGAUAUAACUCUGCUAGACUUAUCAACUUCCCUUCAUCAUAAGCAUGAAAAGAAUCACUUGGGUUUAAGCAUGACACAUAAAAUAGUAACUCAGUAUUUGAUUCAGAAAAUCGAUUAUUUAGCUCUUGUAAGUUGAUAAUUGACUUUUAAGAG
This is a messenger RNA of Dendrobium catenatum, 2758 nucleotides long. RefSeq lists its product as uncharacterized. The coding region runs from base 297 to 1781 and encodes 494 amino acids. The record is from RefSeq and is a predicted model, not a curated record. The transcript has 5 exons. NCBI's taxonomy places the organism in Eukaryota, Viridiplantae, Streptophyta, Magnoliopsida, Asparagales, Orchidaceae.